Nymphaea colorata (pocket water lily) is the source of this 1582-nucleotide messenger RNA. RefSeq lists its product as uncharacterized. The record is from RefSeq and is a predicted model, not a curated record. The coding region runs from base 107 to 1474 and encodes 455 amino acids. Lineage: Eukaryota; Viridiplantae; Streptophyta; Magnoliopsida; Nymphaeales; Nymphaeaceae. The transcript is spliced from 2 exons.
ACUCUCUCUCUCUCCGGCCGUGGUCAUCUGAAAAUACUCGGCGAUCUCAAAAAGCUCCAUCCUCUCUGAAAAAGCAUCAUCGUCGUCUAUCUCUCUCUCUCCGACAAUGAGAGGAUCGUCGUCGCUAUUGAGACUGUUACUUUCCUUCUCCCUCAUCCUUCUCUCCACUUUCCUCGUAGCCAGUCCCACCGCCACUCCUUCCCACCACCGCCACCGCCACCAUCACCACAACCACCACCACCACUCCAAUUCCAAGCGAAGAAGGAAACAACAACCACCACCGCCGCCACCGCCCCACAAGCCGUCCUCCUGGGAGCUCUUCAAGAACCUCCUCACCUGCAAGCACAUCGAGCAAGCCCACGUCCACGACCCCACCGCCAGGAGGACCCGCGCCUACCCCGCAGCAGCCGUCGUCGCCGCCGCCGCCUCCUCCAAGUACAGCUACGCCAAGCUCGCCUCCUGCUCCUCGCUCUGCGCCCUUGCCGACGUCGUAGACCACGCCGGGACGCGCGUCGUCCACCGGUCGGACUCCUCCCCGGAGACCAGCGUCUCCGGCCACCACGAGUUCACGCCGCUCGUCAACCCGGCCAAGGGGCAUUCUUCGCUGUCGUCGACGGCGUCGUCGGCCCCGAGGGGAUUGCCCCUGAGGAGGCUCUCCGGCUGCUACGAGUGCCGACUGGUCGUCGAUCCUAGCCGCUGCCCCAUCUCCCGGCCGUCCAUCUGCUCCUGUCCUGACUGCGGCGAGGUUUUCCUCAGGCCCGACAGCCUCGAAGCCCACCAGGCCGUCCGCCAUGCUGUCUCGGAGCUGGGCCCCGACGACUCGGGUCGCAACAUUGUGGAAAUCAUCUUCCAGUCAAGCUGGUUGAAGAAGAAGAGCCCGGUCUGCCAUGUGGACCGGAUCCUGAAGGUCCGGAACACACAGAGAACCAUCGCCCGGUUUGAGAGCUACCGGGAAUCCGUCAAAUCCAGGGCGAGUCGCCGGAACCCGCGGUGCGUGGCCGACGGGAACGAGCUGCUCCGGUUCUACUGCACGACCUUUGCCUGCUCCAUCGGAACCCGGGGAUCCACGAGCCUCUGUGGUGCGGGUCUCUUAUGUGGGGUGUGUUCCACGAUCCGAAACGGUUUCGGCCAUAAGAUGGAUGACGGCCGGGGUCUCUGCACCACCGCCACCAGCGGCCGGGCACACGACUGCAUGUCGGCGACGGAGGAGGAGAAGGCGGCGUCUCGGGGGAGGAGGGCAAUGUUGGUCUGCCGGGUCAUUGCUGGGAAGGUGCGAAUGGGCGGGUCCAGCAAGGUGGCGGACGCGGAGGACAAUGAGGAGGAGCAGGAAGAGUGGGGCGGCGAAUCGGUCGGAGAACGAUACGACUCGGUGGCGGGCAUGGCCGGAGUGUACUCGAACCUGGAUGAGCUUUAUGUCUUCAACCCUAAGGCCAUUCUACCGUGCUUUGUGGUCAUCUACAGGGUCGAGGAAUAAAAACCUAUGCUAGUUUUUUCUUGUAAAUAUGUAGGUUUUUAGGGGCAGUUCUGUUGUAUCUUUACAAGUUAAAAAUAUAUUAACUGAGUUUGGAUGUUCUUUUCGGAA